This is a messenger RNA of Paramuricea clavata, 3184 nucleotides long. The record is from the annotation of a GenBank genome assembly. NCBI's taxonomy places the organism in Eukaryota, Metazoa, Cnidaria, Anthozoa, Malacalcyonacea, Plexauridae.
AUGUUCUUUAGAUAUUCAGUACUAUAUUUAUUUCUGCAGGUGACGUGGUGCUCAAUAAUCUGACUCUCAAAGAUGAUGCCCUGGUAAAUUCAUAGUUAUAUAUUUAUUUAAUUGUUCUCAAAGUCCAGUUGUAAUUAAAACUUUACUGAGUUAAGAUCAAGAAACUUGGAUGACUGCACGGCAAUAUAUAGAGUAUUUUUUCAAUAAAUUCUCGAACUUCAUCGUGAAGUGGGCAUUUGUAAAGUUAGUCUAGACUAAAAGUCUGAACAGAGUACAGUAGUAUUGAAGUAGCUCUAUUAUUAUGAUAUUUGAUAAUAAUAAUAAUAAUAGUAUAUAUAUAUAUAUAUAUUAAAUUAAAAACACGGCGUGGUUAUAAUUUUUCAUUUUUAUGUUUUUAGGCCGAACUUGAAUUGCCUAUUGAAGUGAAAUCUGGCUAUAUUGGUAAAUAGUAAAAUAUUGCAUAUUCAGGGCCGGUUGUAUUCUUUUAACCUACUUUUAAACUAUCCGUUUUGGAUUUAAAUAGUGCUUAUGUAGUUUCGUAAUUACUGUAAGGGGUCACCCUAAUUGGUGUAACGUGUAGCGUAUUCCUGUUACAGUAUAUACAUCAAUACAACGGUUGUAUUUUUGGUAGUUGCCGCGGAAUUUCAUUAAAUCAUUAUUCUUCGUUUCUUAACAAGUAUUUAUUGUGAAUGGAAAUUUUCCACUUAAAAACCUGUAGCAAGCCAUCUUUAUAAUCAAGCCAACUUGAAAUAAGAUAAAUUUUGAUGAUUAUUAUAGGAAAGUUAUCUGCUGAAAUUCCUUGGUCAAAUAUCUAUACAAAGCCAGUUGUGGUAAAAAUCGAAGAUGUAUUUGUACUUGCUGCGCCAGUUACAGGUAAAACAUCAUGCAUUACACUGUACUUGAGCAUUUCGAUUGUCAUUAUACGGGAUACAUUUUAUUUCUUGCAUUGGCCUCCCUUCAAUGGAACUUUGUCCCCAGGCGAACAUAUUUCCUAGGAAAUUUGGCCAGCUCUUUGUAAAUUUGUCCCCUCUUUUAGGACUGAACAAAUAUAAGCAUAAUUCAUGAAACUCAGUCUCUGAUCUCUGAAGAUAAUUAUUAUUCUAGCCUAAUGGAAGACAUGUUACCAUGACUAUUAUUUUAUUAUAAUAGGCAAUUCCAGCUUUUAAUUUAUGCGCGCAGGGGGUGACGGGAAAUAAGGUAUCAUAUUGCUGAUUAUACUGAAAUAUUUCAAUAAAAACUGCCGAAAUAUUUCAAUAUUUACAAGUAUAAGCUAUCACUCCUUGUUUACACGGCCGCCAUUUUUAUUUUUCAGCAUAAUGAGCAAUAUGAUACCUUACUCCCCAACCCCCCUGUACGCAUAAACUAAAAGCUGGAAUUGCCUAUUGUACCUUACUCCCCCCUCCUCCUGCGCGCAUAAACUAAAGGGUGGAAUUGCUUAUUGCUGCACGUCCGUCUAAUUCUAUUUUUAAUGUAUAGCAAUCCCAAUAUAUAAGCACUGUCAUUUUUGCCUAAUUUGCAGAAAUUGAUUAUGAUGCAGAGCAAGCUGAAGAGCGUUUGAAAGCAGCGAAGAGAAGGAAACUGCAAGCUAUAGAAAAGUCAAACAAACCGCUAAAUAAUGAAAGUUCUCAGGAAUCCCGAUUACCUGACAGUUACACGUUCGUAGAAAAAUUGACUGCACAAAUUAUCAAGAAUGUUCAGGUAAAAUUGCUGUAUGGUAAAUAUCAAGAUUUUUUGGCAUCUCGUUUAAUAUAACUGAGUGCAGUUCAAAUAUCUGUAGAUGAAUUUUUCGAACGAAAAUUUAUCUACUAUUUUAGACCUAUAACCUGGCACCGAAACAUGCAGCUUUAGGCCCUCUUACAGGAAUUAAAACUUCACUUUCGGUCAGUGUACCAUUUUAGGGGUACAGAACAAACAAAAUUUUCUGGGGGGGGGGGCUAAGCCCCCCCUGUUCCGCCCCCCCCCCCUGGUACAAGAACUUGCUGUUAAUGCUCGGCAACUGGACUCUGUAGCUCAGCAAGUGGUCAGAACGCUGCAUUGGAAUCGCAGAGCCGUAGGUUCCCGCCGGAGGGCUAAAGUUGUAUUUUUCGCAGCUGCAGCUCUCGGUUAGGUGUAAAAUUGUAUAUAAAUUUUCGUUCGAAAAUUCCGUCUACAAAUAUGCCAUCUUAUUCUAUAAGCCUGUUGCGCGUGAAUAUUCUUGUUACUCGUCAGAAAUCACGUACGUUACCUUCAUACAUCUCAUCUUCCCAAUAGAAUCAAGGAAUUAUUUCUGUAUUUCUGUGCUACAGUUACUGCUAUUGGUCGGUCUUACUAAAGCUUUCCAAUUCAGUUCUAAAUUCAUCUUAUAAUAAUUUUUUUAUUGAACGCUGUUUCUCCUGUAAUAUCCCUAUAGUUUUGUCGUUAAUAUCUCUUUUGUUUUUGUUCUACUUUAAAUUGAUCCAAAAUCCGCGCACUUUUUCCAUUCUUUUCUUAAAACAUUCGAAAUACUGCUAUACAUUGCUCUAAAUGUCUAUCUGCGUGAGUAGUAAUACCCCCACCUAGCAACGGAAGUAAUUAGUAUGCAAAAUUUGGUGUCGUAUGUAAUUAGUAUGUAAAAUCUAUGACGUCACUUUACUGGGCAAGCCUGGGCCAAAUGUGACAGGUAACGCGACCAAUUAACACGGGCAAGCCUGGGCCAAAUGUGACAGGUAACGCGACCAAUUAACAUGACCAAUUAGCAUCACUCGCUUAAUAGGCGUAUUACCAAUUACAAUCCGAAAAUCACAGUUCCAUUCUUUCCAUUUUUCGAGACAUCGUAGUAUUGGUAUGGGCCCCGUUGAUGUAAAUGAAGACAACGAGAGCAUUGUGUGGCAAAAACUUUAUAAAGAAGAGUCUUAGGCUAUAGUCGUGACUUUAAGACUAUAGUCAUGACUAUGAAGACUAUAUUAUUAUUAUUAUUAUUAUUAUUACCGAACAGUUUAACACCCCCUUCAUUACAGUCGGUCGUGGCGUUCUUCAAGGCGAUUGUCUCAGUCCACUUUUAUUCAACAUGUCAUUCAAUACUUUCAUACAACAUAUUAAAUCUGAAAAAUACCGUCAGCUUGGAUUUUGGAAAUUAAGUGAAAUUGGCAUUCCGUGCAAUCCUAUACAUUGGUUUCAGUUUGCAGACGAUGCUGCUGUCAUCAGUAGCCAAGAGAAGGAAAAUUAA